Schistocerca cancellata (South American locust) is the source of this 720-nucleotide messenger RNA. Its product is annotated as cholinesterase-like. The coding region runs from base 19 to 720 and encodes 233 amino acids. The transcript has 5 exons. The record is from RefSeq and is a predicted model, not a curated record. NCBI's taxonomy places the organism in Eukaryota, Metazoa, Arthropoda, Insecta, Orthoptera, Acrididae.
CACGAGACAAGUAUCCGUAUGAAGAGUGUGGAUUUCCACUGGCUGCUGGCUGCCAUUGUAGCAGUCUUUUCUGCCCUGCCAUGUGAUGCGCAGUACGUGUACGCCACGGUGGAGCAGGGCGACUUGCGAGGCAGCGUGGAGCAGACGGUGCUGGGGACGACGUACCACAGGUACCUCGCCAUCCCGUUCGCCGAGCCGCCGAUCGGGGAGCUGCGGUUCGUGAAAUCCCGGCCCCCUGUCGCCUGGGAGGGCGUACGGGACGCCCUGGAGGAGGCGCCGCUGUGCCUGCAGCCGGACAAGGGCUCCGAGGACUGCCUCUACCUCAACGUCUUCGUGCCCGAGGAGGCGGCGGCGGCGGCCAACGCCUCUGGGGAGCUGUUGCCCGUACUCGCCUGGAUUCCAGGGGGCGGCUACCAACAUGGAGGGGCCUCGCUGGCUGGUUUCGGCCCAGACUUCUUCCUCGACCGCGGCAUCGUUGUCGUUACCAUGAACUACCGACUGUCCGCUCUGGGAUUCCUCAGUCUGGAAGACGAGGUGGUUCCCGGUAAUGCGGGUCUCAAAGAUCAGGUGAUGGCUCUGGAGUGGGUGCAGAAGAACAUCGCAGCCUUUGGAGGUGACCCCAGCAGGGUGACCAUCGGCGGUGAAAGUGCGGGAGGCUGCUCCACUUCACACCACCUGCUAUCCUCGAGGUCUGCAGGCCAACCAAAUAACCAUCCCUAG